Entamoeba invadens IP1 is the source of this 2604-nucleotide messenger RNA. RefSeq lists its product as hypothetical. The transcript has a single exon. NCBI's taxonomy places the organism in Eukaryota, Evosea, Mastigamoebida, Endamoebidae. The coding region runs from base 1 to 2604 and encodes 867 amino acids. The record is from RefSeq and is a predicted model, not a curated record.
AUGCUGUCUCUUUUAGUUUUAUUUGCAGUAUUAGGCGAUAUUACUAUGAGUGCAAAAAGUGUCUGUGAAUGUACGGUUCUCUCAGACAAACUCUACACAAGCAAUUGUGUUGAUGAAAAAGGCGAAAAAGUCCCGUCAAACGCCGCUUGUGUUUACACGAUAUCGACGCCAAUUGACGCCCCAAUUGAGUUAGAAAAUGUCGACGAAUUGCGUGUGAAAGUUCCAUCACGAUUUAAUGUCCGCGACGUCGUUAUCAAUAAAUUAGUCAUCGAGGACUUGGCAGUCUUCACACGAACAUCUCCCGAAUCGAAACUCCAAAUCAACCAAUUAGUCGCUUCAAAGGCAAAAACAGUCACCUUUUCUACAGACACAUUUGUGUUGUCAUCUGAUGGAUUUGUUGAUGUUAUAGUGAGUGGGGGGUCGAAGGUGUUAUUUAGUGGGCAGAUCAAUCGACUGACCACCGAUGGGAGUUUCUCGUGUGUGUUAUGUAAGGUCAACGAACUUGAAGUCCAAGGCCCGACGGAGAUUACAAUGAACGAAGUCGAUCUCAAAAAAGUCAUAUUGAAAACUUCAAACUUCCAUUUGUUCUCGCCACAACUGACUAAAUUAGAUAUCAAAGAGUUGAUUGUCGACAUGAAGUCAGACUACUUGCAAACACUUUCGUUGAUCCACUCGGCUUCUGUUAUACCAGAAGAUAUGAUUAAGACUCUUAAAGUCGUUGACACUAAAAACAACGUCAUCAAAGGAACUAUUAAAAGAAAGUGCCAAGGGUAUGAGGUCUUUUUUGUCACUAAUAGUAACAACGAAGUCAUCUGCCACCCUAUCACAUGUGUUUAUAAGUUCAAGGGAUUCAAUAUGAAGUCGUGUCCUAUGGCAGAAAGGAAUGUCGGCGAUUCACUGAUACCAGCAAAUAUGAUCAUUGAAGAACCAAUUUGGGACGACAAGUGGAGUGCGUUGAAGUACACCAAUGUCAUUUUUAAGACGCAAGGAAAAGGACUGAAUCUCCAAAAAAAAGAAAUCAAAACGGAAACAUUAACCUUUGAGACUGGGAAGUACUCACUUGAGAACGCACAAUACAAUGGAAUUGUAGUGAAGAGUGGAGUCGUUUUAAAUAUGACAAAUGUCAUUGUUGACAGAUUUGAAAGUAAAGAAGCUCAACUUGUGAUCGACGAAGUCAUUGUAGUGUCUCUCCUCGAUUUUAAGGCGAACACAGUGACUAUGACUGGAAACUUGAACUUUGGCAGCGCACAGUCGAAAGAAGUUGUCAAAGCGUUUUUUGAUAAAGACGAGGUCGACACUGAUAAGGGAAAGUUUCUGAUGCAGAAGAAGACUGAUUUCUUUGUUGAAGAAAUCAGUAUCAUGUCUUCUGUGUUCCCAGUGAUUGAAGACUUUGGGAAAGGAAAAAUGUACUUUGAAGAAGGCGUCUAUGUUACGGCAAAGAAUAGAGAAGGGGAUGGGUGUGUGAUGUUAGCCGAUUCCAAUCAAGUUGAUGCAAUCACAUUGAAAGGGACCAAUUUGGUAUUGGACCAAAACCACAUCUCAGCAUAUUGGUGUAGUGAUGCGCAAGACAUUCCUCCUUCUUUUAUUACAUGUGACAUGAAACGUUCAUAUAAGAAGAAUGGCGUGUAUACCAUUGGGUCGGAGACUAUUAAGAAUGCUGGAUGUGAGGAAAGCGACGAACAAAUAGUGAGCUACGUGUUUGAAGAGGACGACGUUGUUGUGAAUUUUGAGGCCCGUCGGGUUGGGCGAGUCGAAGCGAAAAAGAUCACCUUUAAGACUCAGUUGGAGCAAGUGGAGUUGGACGAAAUCAACGCAAAAGAAAUUACAUUUGACGGGAACUUCUUCAGCAGUUUGAUAAGUAUCCAAGAGAAAGGCAAGUGUAAUAUCAAAGGCAUAGUUUCUUUUGAUAAAAUUUUAUGCCAAACUGAAAAGACUGAAAUUACAGUAGAGGAAGGGUCUUUCUUAGAGAGCACUGGCGAUGUCGUCGACUCAUUGAAGAUCGUUUUAAAGAGUAAAGCUGCGUUCCAUGGGUAUGGGAGAGAGUAUGGCUUUGAUAUCUCUAACACUGAUUUUGAUAUAGCGAAUGACGCUAUAGUCAAAGUGAAUUCGGAGUGUGAUAUGAAUAACGUGAAUAUCAAAUUAGGGUUGUUGAAUCAACAUGCUGUGAACUUGUACAGUGGGUCUUUGAAGAACGUGAAUGUUUUCUUAGUUAUUCCGAAUAGUGCAGUUCUCAGAGCAACAAAGAAGAACCCACAAUAUCUUGUGUACUCUGAAAAGGGUAUUACAAUUGAAAACUUUAAUACGUACAUCUCCGAAGGUAUUGUGCAAGAGGCAACAGAAACUACCGUUGCAUGCAAUGGGCAUUGGAUCCUUGCAAAUCUGAAAACUUCAAAAGCUAAGUGUAUAAGUAAAGGUAUUAAUAUCAGAGGAAAAGAUACAUUCACAGAACCAGAAAGAUGGAGUCGAAAGAAAACGACGUUCAAAUGGACGUACAUAAUAGUUGCUGUACCAGUCCUUGCGGCUGUUGUCUUCAUCAUUUACUCGUUUUGCAAGACGUCGAAGACUUCGACUGGUCAAAAGACUAAGAAUAUACUGGAGGAUUAA